Molecule: messenger RNA, 1332 nt
Organism: Penicillium daleae
Lineage: Eukaryota; Fungi; Ascomycota; Eurotiomycetes; Eurotiales; Aspergillaceae
Exons: 2
Coding region: 1-1332 (443 amino acids)
Source: RefSeq, a predicted model, not a curated record
AUGGCGACCUCCACAAACUCGCCUAUCCCCAUCGAAAAGCCCGAGCCCAGCUUGGGCUUUUCUGCUCAGAAAAAGCCAGUCACAUCUUCUACUACUGGGGAAUCUUCUCCCGACACCCCCAAAGUCCAGUCUCCAUUUUGCUCUCAGUCGCCCGACCUUGAAGAAGCUGCUUCAGCCCAACCUACUCCUGCCAAAACUUCGGAUCCAUCUGGCGCUGGAGGCGACCCCAUGGCGGCUUCAGUUGCUUCCAUUGCCCCUCAUGAUAGCAUUCUCUCGAACAAAAUUGCCCCAACCGCAGAUAAUGACGACAAAGCUACUUCCCCUUCCCAAGAUGUAUCCCCUAAGGAUCCAGACUCUCCCGUCACCCCUCCGCGGUCCCGGGGGGCUCCUGUCUCUCUCUCAACCCAAGUCGAGCCCCAGGAGAGCCCUGAAUCCCCUUCUGGCUCUCAAUUCACCGACUCGCCUAAUUCUUGCCUGACUUCUGCAAGCACAUUGUCCUCAGCACCCACUUAUUCCAUCUCACCGGAGGAAAUGGAGGUUGCAGAGGCCGAACUUAUGAAAGAAUGGAAUGCCACAACCGAUUCGGCCCCUCUUGACCGACGACUGCCACUGCCCCCCUCGGUGCCGAACCUAUUCCAAUACCACGAUGGACGCUUGUCAAUUGCGCUGAAAGCCCUCAACGAGAAAGGAAUUCGUGUUGUAGAAUAUGGACUGCAAAUCCUGUUCCGAUGGGGAUGGAAUGAAGUCCUGGGAUUUGCAGAGUGGAUUGUGCCUGAUGAAUACCUUGAGCUUGCUUCACGGACGGUAUCUGAGCUAGGUUACACUCUGGCCGCCGAGCCACCUACGUCAAAUUGGCCAUGGGAACAAUGGGAUACGAUGGGCCGAUUCCACGAUCUUGAUAACUACGGUAGCCAGCUACAUCUCUAUCCACUGACCGCGGUCGGCAUUGCCCUCGAGGAUACCUAUGAAGUCUUGACUACUUUCGACCCGAAGCUGCGGAUUCGAACACCAAUACCUGCCAGAUACAUGCUUACCAUGAUUCGCGAGCUCCUCAAAGUGCCACCCCACCACCAGAACAGACGCCGUAUCCUGGACGACAUGGCGGGCUUCGUUCAUGGCUACAUCUUUCACGGCCCUCCUGCCGAAACCCAGUACUACACUGAAGAAGAGGAAGCAGCGGCGGAGGCGGAGUUCCUGAGCAAGGUUGAGGGUGCAGUCCAGGAUGUCAGGAAGUGGGACUGGGGCUACGUCGAGGAUGAGCGUUAUCUGGACAUUGCCGAGAGCAUUGUUCGCAGGGUCAACUCGAUUGAAGAUAUCACCCUGAGUUCGUGA